UACGUGGAAAACGAACCUACCACUGCUGCGCCGGGAGGAGCUGGAAGAGAGUGUUACCGGGGAGAUGGGAGAAGAAAGCAGCAAACUCCUUGAAAAUGUCACAAUGUAGUUGGCAUUUGCCCGUUCCUCCAAAUAGAAACAAAAACAGAGACCUUCCUCCUCAAAAAACGUCACCAUCCAAGGCCCGCCUGCGUACCUAUCCACGUCUCCAGAGAUGGAGCCCUUUCGGUAACUCCAAAAACCUUUUUAAGAAGAAGACUUGGCAGAACCAAUGUAGAAUCAUUCCCCUUUCUUUCUCCCAUUUUCGUUCUGAACUCCCUGUUUUGACCGUUUUCCAGAGUCUCAUCAAAGUGAGAAAAGAAAAGAUCGGAGAGAAAGAAAGAGGAAAAAAAAAAAAUCCCCAAUGGAAAACAGUCUACCAAUCAGCAACAAAACCCAGUACGAAGACCUGCUGCCGGUGAUGGCGGAGAAGCUCGACGUGGAGGGUUUCGUAAAGGAGCUCUGCGGAGGGUUUCAGUUGCUCUGCGACGCCGAGAAAGGGCUCAUCACGGCGGAGAGCCUGCGGGCCAAUUCGGAGCUUGUGGGGAUGGAAGCGAUGACGGAACAAGACGCGGAAGCCAUGGUGAGAGAAGGAGAUCUGAACGGCGACGGGGCGCUGAGCGAGACGGAGUUCUGCAUAUUGAUGGUGAGGCUGAGCCCUGGGAUGAUGGAAGAUGCAGAGGCCUGGCUGGAGAAGGCUCUGCAUCAAGAGCUGCUGCGCUCUGAAUCACUCCUUUGAAAAGGGCCCUCUGGAUAGGGAAUUUUCUUUCUUGCUUUGUUUCUGCUGGUGUGAUUCCUGGAAACAUAAAGGUUCGUAUUUCUUGCUUUGUAAGUCGUUGACUGUUUGAUCGAGUGAAAGAGAUAUUGUAAACCAAUCUUCAAAAAGUUAUUAUCCUUAUAUUUAUAGGAAAACUUAUGGUUAUUAAGUCAUUACGACAGUUAAAUAGAUUAUAAAAAUCGUAAAGUUGUGGAGACAUGUCGUGUAUUAUAUUUAUAGGAAAACUCAUAAAUCUAGCGCUUUACCAUCUAAGUUCCAUCUCAUUGUUGUGCAUUGUGAUCAUAUUGAAAUCUAUACAUGUUUAGUUAAAAAAUAUAAAGUCCAGGUGAAUUUGAAGCCUAUAUUUAACUAUAGGAGUGCAUUAUAUUUAAAGGAUAAUGUAAAAUAAAUUUUAAGAAAUUGAAAAAAAUGUAAUAUUUUAAAAAUCAUGGAGAUGCGGGGUAUCAAUUCCCGUACAUCUCGCAUGCUAAGCGAGCGCUCUACCAUCUGAGCUACAUCCCCUUAUUGUGCAAUUUACUCAAAUUCAAGCAUAUAUCGCUUCCGUUAUAAAUAUAAAAUGCAAGUGAAUUUGAAGCCUGUAUUAUAGCAGUGCAUUAUGUUUAUAGGAGAAUUGAUGACGAUUAUUAAGUCAUUACAUGCUCAACUAAAUAAAUUUUAUGGAGAUGCAGUGAGCGCUUUACUAUUUAUCGUACACUCAUUUGUUAUGCAUUGAGCUCAAAUUGAAGCUUAUAUCUCUUUAGUUAAAAGUAUAAAGUCCAAAUGAAUUUGAAGCAUGUGUAUAUACUAGUGCAUUAUAUUUAUAGGAAAACUGAUGGUGAUUGUUAAGUCAUUACAUGUUCAAUUAAAUAAAUUGAAAAAAUCUGAAAGUUACAAAGAUAUUGGUUAUAGUCGUAUAGAUUUUCGUACAUCUCACAUGCUAAGAGAGUGCUCUCCCAUUUGAGUUACAUCCCGUUGUUGUACACUCUUCUCAUAUUGAAGCCUAUAUCGCUUUAGAUAAAAACAUAAAAUGCAAGUGAAUUUGAAGCCUAUAUUAUAGGAGUGCAUUACAUUUAUAGGAAAAAAUUAUCAUGAUUAUUAAUUCAUAACAUGCUCAAAUAAAUAAAUUGUAUGAAAUCUUAAAGUUGCGUAGAUGCAACAAGCUCUCUACCAUCUAAACUAUAUCCCUUGGUGUGCACUCUGUUCAGAUUGAAGCCUACAUAAGUUUAGUUAAAAAUAUAAAGCCCAAGUGAAUUUGAAGCCUUUACCAUCUACUCUACCAUCUGAGCUACAUCUUCUUGUUGUGCACUCUACUAAGGUUGAAGCCUACAUCGCUUCAGAUAAAAAUAUAAAAUGCAAGUGAAUUUGAAGCCUAUAUUAUAGGAGUGUGUUAUAUUUAUAGGAAAAACAAUGAUGAUGAUUAAGUCAUUACAUGCUUAGAUAAAUAAAUUAUACAAAAUAUUAAAGUUGUGGAGAUGUAGCAAGCGCUCUACCAUCCAAGCUACAUCCUCUUGUUGAGCACUGUGUUCAUUUUGAAGCUUAUAUCUUUUUAGUUAAAAAUAUUUCACGUGAAUUUAAAGCCUGUAUUUACAGGAGUGCAAUAUAUUUAUAGCAAAAAUGACGAUGAUUGUUAAGUCAAUAUAUGCUCAUUUAAAUCAAAUGUAAAAUAUUUAAGAGUUUUGGAGAUGUGGGGUAUCAAUUCUCGUACCUCCCGCAUGCUAAGCAAGCGUUCUACCAUCUGACCUAUAUCCCAAUGUUGUGCACUCUACUCAAGGUUAUAUUGAUUGAGUUCAAAAUAUAAAAUGCAAGUGAAUUUGGAGGUUCUAGGAGUGCAUCUACAAAAGAUAUAAUAGCAAAACAAAGGUUAGAUUUUCAGGGAUUCAAAUUCCCAGCCACCAGAGGGUUUCCCGGAAGGGUAACUUUGUCAUUUCACCUCUGUUAAUUGAACCCUUGCGUUUUGUUGAGGAGAAGAAUGGACAGGCCAAAUCGCCAACCCCGCCAAAUAAAACAGCCAAACGCAAGUCGGCCCACUUACGGUCCCAAACACCCGCUGGUGAGAAUAUGAUGAUCAUGUCACCCUUACUAAAUGAAACUCACCGUUUUGGCUCAGUCCCCCUCACUAGACAGCUCAAUCCAUCGACCGGCCCAACUAAAGCCGACCUUUUUUCUAGGCCUGCCCAUCUACGCUCUCUAGCUCGAUCCCAACACCGUUUGGUCUUCUUCUCUUCCUCACCGUUCUUUUCCCUUUUCCUUCUGGCAAACAUAGCGGAAAACAAGAGCCUCAAUUCCUCAAUUUGGUAUCUCAGCUUCAUAUUUCAAGAUUCCUUAUUGCCAUUGUCAUUCGCUGUGAUGUCGUUCUACUAUGUUGGCUCCAAUUUUGAUGUUUUCUAUUGUACUAUACCUCACUAGGGUUUUUGGUUCGUCAAGGGUCUUCGUGACGGCAACUAUGGCCGCAAAUCAACAUGCUGCCGGUACCUCUACAUGGGGAUUACGUGGUCACCAAGUCCAUCAUUCAAGGAAACAAUGUACUUUCUAUCCCUGUGUUUUUUCCCAUGCCUAUUCUUCACCUACGUGGUCAACGUUUGCACACCAUAUAAUGCUUUGAUUUUCCAGGGUUGAUGCGAGCAAUAUUCAAGCCGCCAAAGUCUCCUUCCACACAACAAAUUGCUGUUGAGCGGGAUCGUCUUAGUCAACGUAGUACAACGACUCCUAAUAGUUGUUAAAUCAAAUGCCGUCAUGUUUAUUGGAUGCAAAUAAUUCCAGUUUUUUUUUAAUCCUUGAAAUACACUAUCUUGAAACACAAUUGCGCCAUAUCGAUCGCAUGAUUGCCUAGGCCAAUCGGCACCGACAACGGGUGAUUUUGAACACACGUUUGCGACUUAUGGUUCAACAUGCUAGACAUGGUAAUCAUCGCUAUCUUUUAGAGGUGUCAAUUUAUUUUGCGAGACGUGAUAUAUAAUUUUAUCUGAUUUCAUUACCCCUACAUAUGUGACCUGCGGUAAAUAGGGAUGGAAUGAAAUUCAAUUGUUUGA
Linum trigynum is the source of this 3825-nucleotide messenger RNA. NCBI's taxonomy places the organism in Eukaryota, Viridiplantae, Streptophyta, Magnoliopsida, Malpighiales, Linaceae. The record is from the annotation of a GenBank genome assembly.